UUGUGAUGAGUGUGAAUGGUUAAUAAGUAUUUUUGUGCCUGUGAUGAAACAUAAAGAGAAGUAGAAUUUGAAGAUUAUCGAAGAUUGAUAGUGAUUUGUGAUCCGAACGGAACGUUGGAGAGAUGGCAUCCUUCGACUCUUUUGAAGAUCAAUCACCAACAAGGGAACGCUACGAAGAUGACAACAAUUACUCAGGCAUGGCCAUGGAAUACGAGUCUCAGCAUUACGAUUACGAUGAUCAACAACCUCAACCCAAUGCAGAUCCAAAUAAUACCACUGAUUUCAACAAUAACCCACAAUCUCCUCCUGUUUAUGGCUUUGGAGUUUCCACCCCCAAUCCCGACUUUGUUUCCCCCUUCGAAUCCGCUCCCGCCGAUGACACCACCUUCACCUCCGACGGACCAAUCCUCCCCGACCCAUCUCAAAUGCAAGAGGAAGGACAUGCCAGACGUGAAUGGCGACGUUUGAAUGCCAUUCAUCUGGAGGAAAAAGAGACACAAGAGAAGGAGAUGCGAAAUCAGAUUAUAAAGGAAGCUGAAGAGUAUAAAGAAGCCUUUUACGCGAAAAGAAAACUCAACUGUGAGUCGAACAAAAAAAACAACAGGGAAAGAGAAAAGAUAUACUUGUCCAAUCAAGAAAAGUUUCAUAAAGAAGCUCACCUACAUUACUGGAAAGCAAUAGCUGAGAUCAUUCCUCGAGAGGUUCCUAAUAUUGAGAAGAGAAGAGGAAAGAAAGAAGCUGAGAAUAAUAAGCCUUCAGUUCAUGUUAUUCAGGGUCCAAAGCCAGGGAAACCUACUGAUCUAGCAAGAAUGCGUCAAAUGAUUUUGAAGCUUAAACAAAAUCCUCCUUCUCAUAUGAUGCCUCCUCCACCCAAAGAAGAAAAGGAUGACAAAGAUAAGAAAGAUGCAAAAGAUGACAAAGAUAAGAAAGAUGCAAAGGAGGGGAAGGAAAAUAAAGGUGGGUCAAACUCAACUACAAGUGUUACAGGAAAUAAACCUACUUCUCCUGCAAAAGGUGUUGCUGCUAAUGGUGAACCAAAAGAUUCUGGUAUAGUUGAAGGUGAGCAAGUAGCUAGAUCUGAAUCAAAGACUGCUUAAUGACGAAGACAAUUUUUCUUAUAGCAAUUCUUUUUUAAUAUACUCUGCAUUUUUCCUAUCUUGCUAAAUUUUGUUGCUAUAUUAAUGGAGAAUAAAGGUUGGCCAGUUGAAGAUACAUUAGGCUUUGCAAGAAGCCAACAGAGAGCAUUGAUCUAAAUUAUUACCCUACUUUUAUAGGUUUUCAAAAGGAAAUCUUUUGGUGCCAUCUUACUUUGGAACUUCUUAU
This is a messenger RNA of Vigna radiata var. radiata (mung bean), 1323 nucleotides long. RefSeq names its product clathrin light chain 1. Gene Ontology annotation, cellular component: clathrin coat of trans-Golgi network vesicle; plasma membrane; clathrin coat of coated pit. The coding region runs from base 123 to 1097 and encodes 324 amino acids. NCBI's taxonomy places the organism in Eukaryota, Viridiplantae, Streptophyta, Magnoliopsida, Fabales, Fabaceae. The transcript is spliced from 3 exons. Gene Ontology annotation, biological process: clathrin coat assembly; clathrin-dependent endocytosis; intracellular protein transport. The record is from RefSeq and is a predicted model, not a curated record. Gene Ontology annotation, molecular function: structural molecule activity; clathrin heavy chain binding.